UUGCUGCUUCCUUCUUCUAUGGCUUGUUGUUCCUGUUUGUGAAAGAAAAUGUUAUCUGGAUUUUUCUUUUGAUCCUUGCUAUUUCUUCUUCUUCACCUGUACGUUUGUCUUUUAGUAUAUCACCGCCUUUCUUUCACCUGUACAUCUUUGUUCGCUCUUUGGUUAUUGGCACGAAUCCUCCCUGAUUUUCUUCUUCGCCUAGUUGAUUCUAAAUCUGCAAAAUAAUACCGCAUGAGAGUUAAAAUUUACUCUAACGCCUUCGCUUUGAUUCGCCUUUUGCACAUCGUUCUUCUCUUUUGAUGUUCCUGUCCAUCGUUGCUUUGCGUCUUUCUUCUUCAUGUCCGCCCCUGGGUAGUUGAAGUUGACUUCAUCCUGUAAACCUAGAAUACGUAUUUGCCUUAUGGGUUUCAAUGUAGCUUUGUUUAAUCUCACUUUGUUCCUCCUCGUGUAUUCUGCCAAUUUCACCUGUCACCUUCCUCCGCAUAUGUGAAGAUGAUGUCUUCGCAUACGUGUAUUUUGCCUGAGAUGUUGAUUAACGAUGGUCUCUUCGCCUGUGGUACUUUCUCUUCGUGCUUUAAUGAUUUUUUCCUUCCUCCUCGGUUUCAAGCACAAGAAACCUGCAAUGUCGAGAGUUAGUUUUUGUUUUCUCCUUUGCCACUCUUACUGAGCUUUGUUAACCUCUUUGUUGUCCAGCUUCGGUUAUGUGCCUCUUUAAGAUCGUCUCUUUGCUGGUUCGUAUCCAUGAAGCAUAUAUUCAUCGCCUGUUGCUGGCUUUGUCUUGCCGUUGACUUUUUUCUCACCUGGUUUCCAUCUUUCCUUCAUCUUUUCACUCGCUUGUAGCUUCAUGUUUUCGCCUGUAAGUAUACUUUGCUGCAAGCAAACAACCACCAAAAGAAUAAUUUGGAAUAGUUUAUGUUAAAAUAAUUCAUCGUCUUUGAAGUAAUUGGUGAUGCAACUUCGAUCUGUCUCCUUCAUUCCUUCGCCCUUUCGUUUUUCUUUUCAUCCUGCACGGCAUAGAGAACGCAUGAAUGGUAAGUGCAAGAAUUCGGAGUGAGCCUGGUUUCUUUCAUCGCCUGGAUUGGCCGAAUGUUUAUCUGUGCUGCUCUCUUCUUCCACCUGUUCUUCUCUAUUUGCCAAUUUCGAUAAUUGCAUGCUCUUUUGUUCCUUAAUUGGUAGCUCUCUGUGUAAGACAUAUCAUCGCCUUUGGCUGUUUAAGUAUGAGACGCUUUGUCUUCGCAUGGAGUAAGUCCUUUCCUUCAUCUGAGCUCUCUCCUUUAUCUUUGGGUGUUCCUUUUCUUUUUUCCCCUACACAAGGAUAGAAAAUAAAACAGUCCAGUAACUAUAUAUUCGCCUUUGUACGUCUUUAAAUCUUGUUUGCCCUCUGCGUCUUUGAAGCUUCUUUGGCCUGAGAAUUUUUCCUGUGCGUCCUUGAGCUUCCCUGCCCUAUGCCAUGACCUAGCGGUAGCUCUCCAAGCUUUUUUUUGCUCUUUUCGACGCCUUUAUUUUCCCAUUAUUUAAUCUUUCUCCUUUUUACGCUUGCUCCAAUUAUAGAUACUUCCCUGUACUACCUUGUCUCUGCGAAGGCAAAAUAUUUUAAGAGAAAUUUUUUAUUAGUGAUUGUUGUAGCUUUCUUUCUUUCCCUGUACUUCUCUUCUUGUACUCUUCUGUUGAUAGAGCCAGGUCGAAUCCUUUCUUUAUUGUCGCCCUUAGCCAUUUGAUCACCCUUCUUUCUUCUUCGUGCUCCUGGCUAUGCAUUCGCGCUGAACUGGUGGUGUUAUAUUUCGCCUUUGCUUUGUGUACACUUCUUUGGCUUUCGUCAUUCCUUUAUUUUCACCCUGUUGGUAGUAAUUCCACGACUAAAGCUGAUCUUCUUGGCAGAAUGACUGUUUUUCCUUGGUGCAUGGAAUUGUGUCUUUGAGUUUAUUUGUCUAAGUAUGAGCUUGCUGGCAAAUUGAGUCUUUGUGUCCUUCUUCGCGUGUUGUUUCUUCCGCUUUGAGCUGUUGGUGUGAUGUCAUCGCCCUACAUACUGGAUCAAUUCAUCGUGCUGGAUUUUAAGUGUUGGGGCUAUUGUGAACGUUGUCUUCGCAUACUCUCUUUACUUCGCGUUUUCUUCGCGUUGGACCUGUUGAUAGAACAGAGAAACUGCAAAAUAGUCCCGCAUAAGAGCAGCAAAGCAGAGAAGUAGGCAAGCGCACUCCAGUUGCUUCAAAAGCAUAAGGAAUUUUGUUAAGAUGACACCUGAGAAAAGUCUUGACACUGCAUCGACAAACGUUGGUAACUCCAAGCCAAACACGGAUGAUUAAUUUUUUACAAAGUCUUCUUCACUUAGGAGAGCUCAUCCCAAGUAUGUGGCGAUCCUUUUGACCGGCUCAGAAAAUGAAGGAGAGGUCCAGUCGGUUCGGCCGGGCCGCGUAAUGCGGUUUUGCCUUCAGAGGAAAGAGUAUCAUGCUUCUCCAAUCGACUUCAAAAUCUGUCAAAGUCCAUUGCGCUCUUUUGAUAAAUGGAUGCAAUUUAUGAUAAGUCAAGACUGUGUGAGGGACAAUUUAACCCAGGCGUAAAUCAUUGGAGCUGUCACGGCUUCUGCAACACUUCAAGUCAGGAAAGACAUCCCGGGCUUGAUCAUAUUUGUCUCCAGAUGGUGCUCAGAUACUCAUACCGCCAUAUUCAGGUGGGGUGAAAUGACCAUCUCUUUAGAGAGUGUAGCUGUCUUGCUGAACCUUCCCAUAACAGGGAAUCUUGAUAUCACGUUGUCCGACGAUGAAGAAAAAAUGUGUGCCACUCUUGCCGAGAAUUCUAAAGGAUUCUUUCGGAAGGAUUACGAGACGAAGUGCUUCUACAGCUGGUGGGUGUUUGAGUGGCUCCCUGAUGAGCCAGAGUCGGACCUAGCAUUAGAUGACACUCUCCAUGUUGCUGCAUUUUUAGCUCUGUGGCUGUCCAGAGAUAUUUUUGAUGACGGCUCUGGUAAGAAGGAGAUAAGGCGAGGGCUUAUUAAAUUUUCCAUCAAACUGGCGAAAGGCGUCGUUCUUCCUAUUGGUGGCUUGUUUCUUGGUUCUUUGUAUGCCCAUUUGGAUCAUCUGGUCGCAGAUAUGCACGCUUCAAAUGGUUAUAUGAAGGUGGACUCGUAUGUUCACGUCGUUUUUCUCCAUGCAUGGUUGUGGGAGCAUUUCGCAAAAUAUGCUCCCAAACCGUUGGCUCCACUUCACGAGUCUUGUGGCGGCUCCAGAAUACUGCGAUGGUCAAAUAAGCGCCCAAAAUCCGGAGCAAAGCUUAUCGAUUUUAUUGACAAUGCCUAUGCCGUUAGUUUUCGUCCCUGGGGUCCAGUCCAUGCGUCCAUAGUUCAGCCGAACACUUUCGCCGUUGCUCCGAACUUGAAUUUGCUUUCUGCUGAAGAGAAUAUGAGCGUUGGAGAGGUCGUAUAUAUGCGGAGUUGUUUCCCUGGACACGUGACAUCUUUCUUCCGGGUAUGUUGCAAGGCGGUCCCUUAUAAUAUUGACAGGGCGACUCGUCAUAUGGGUUUUCACCAAGGGGUCCCAUUUAUUCGUCACCCAGUUGCUCCGGAAGAGUUGUUUCCAGUGUUCUCGCGCCAGGUAAAAGUCUUCCUUUCCUGUUCCCAUAACGAAGUUCGGUGACAACCCCUAGGUAUAACAAGUUCUGGCAGGAUGGGUUUCUUGCCAUCCAUUGAUUUGUGAACGAUGUUGUGGAAAAUACUGGUGGCAAGCCUUCCUCUGUGACUUUAGCGGAACAUCAACUGUUGAGGGAGCCUUCUACUGCUAAGCGAAAAUCUCCCAGCCUGGAUGUGGGAAGUUCCCAGAAAAAUGAGCGAAGGUCUAAAAACCGCGCGGGUGGUUUCCGGUCGGAUAUGGAAGUUCCCAUGAAUUUUAAUUCUUCUAACAUACAUGGUCUUGACAGUACAAACGCCUUUUCCAGGCUUGCACAAAAAUCGGCAAAUAAGUUUCCUGAAUACGAAGAAGAAGAAAGCUCGGGAUCCAGAGGUGAUGAUGAAAGCACUUCUGAAAGUAACGAUGAGUCUUUCUCCGGCGGGUCCGCAAAUGAUUUGGGAGGAAUUGUUUCUGAAGAUGGCCUUGAGGUGGAGACUCGCCAUGAUGAAGGUCCAACCGUGGAAGUCGCGCCAGUUGGCGAUUUGGAAAUGGAUGUUGACAAUACCGCGAACCAGAUGUGGAAAAUACUCCGGCGACCGUUGGCGCAAUCGUAGUCGGGAAUCCUCUGUCGGUCACAGAUUCGGUUACGAGCGCCAUUUUCGCUCCUCCAUAUUUGGCUCCCCAUGAAGACUACGUGUUGAUUGGAGGCUUCAGUGUACCAGCUAAGCAUGCGGAGUUGUAUACCAAAAUAUGGGAGAAGUACAGACAUAUCGCAACGACGAAGAAGAUUACUAGCCGUUUCGCGUUGGUUAAGAGGCUGGAGGAAAUAUUAUCUUCAAUUCGCGAUAUGUGCAAAAUGACUGGCCAUACCGUUUCUCGAUAUGAGAUCUCAAACUGGGAGUUUCACCGGGACUUGUGCGUAGACUUUGAGUUUAAUGCUUCCUGGUUCUGUGAGGGAUUCUCCGAGAUUCAAAAGCUGCAGGCUGGAGCGGUUGAUGGCCCUUCUGCGGAUUUGAUUAAUCAACAGGUGGCAGAAGUCGAGAAGUUGUCCCAGGAGUUAAAUCUGAAGCAGGAGGCUCUUCAGAGCAUGAUGGAUAUUUUCUCCAAGAAGAACGAGCCGUUGUUAAGCAAUUUUCCUUGAAUACUUUUACUUUCUGAACUCCUUUUCUUAGGGUUUUUUCUUGAAGGGAAAACAAAACGCCUAGUUAUAGUUUGAUUUCUUUUUGGAUUUGUGGAUUGAUAGAGAAUUGUUACUUGUGAGAGUUUUGGAUUAUUUUGGAAUAAUGGUCUUUUGAUA
Messenger RNA from Papaver somniferum (opium poppy), 4896 nucleotides. RefSeq lists its product as uncharacterized. Lineage: Eukaryota; Viridiplantae; Streptophyta; Magnoliopsida; Ranunculales; Papaveraceae. The transcript has 5 exons. Bases 2679 to 3629 code for a protein of 316 amino acids. The record is from RefSeq and is a predicted model, not a curated record.